This is a messenger RNA of Carassius auratus (goldfish), 1119 nucleotides long. Its product is annotated as CXXC-type zinc finger protein 4-like. Bases 175 to 1017 code for a protein of 280 amino acids. Gene Ontology annotation, molecular function: zinc ion binding; methyl-CpG binding. NCBI's taxonomy places the organism in Eukaryota, Metazoa, Chordata, Actinopteri, Cypriniformes, Cyprinidae. The record is from RefSeq and is a predicted model, not a curated record. The transcript has 3 exons. Gene Ontology annotation, cellular component: nucleus.
GGCGUCUCGUGUUUAGUAGUGUGUUUAUUGUGUGCUCAUCGCAGUAAUGUGAUGCUCUGGUGUCUGGAUUGUCUGCGGAGAGGAUAAACCGUGAUGGUAACGUCUUGAGUCUAACGAGCUUCACCUUGACGAAAAGCAACCCCUCCUGAAUAUUCCUCGUGAGCACUAGCAGUCAUGUCUAAUCUUAACAAUGCACUUUGCAUCGAAAGCGGCCAGAGCACAGACUUGUCGCUCUUGCACAAGGAUACUCUUCAGGAAAGUGGAUUAAGCCAGCUGUUGGAUUACAAUGCGGAAAUGGAAAGGUACAGGUCGCUUGCAAACUUUUACAAAUGCAAUGGGGCAUUUCAACAGACUGCUAAGAUCGCCCGCAUAACGACACCGAUUUUCCCCAGCGCCAGAAUCGGCGUGUCCCCUUGGAACUGUGAUAACGGCAUGCUCUGGGGAAGGAAAGCAGCAGCAAUAAACCCUAAUAGGACCGGCAUGCAUAGAAAUGAGUCCCAGAGGCCGGGGAAACCUGGCGUGCCGCUGGAGACGCUGCAAAUGGCAAAUAAUAAUUUCCUCUCCAGCUUAUCCCCCGAACACUGCAGACCUUUAGCAGGAGAAUGCAUGAACAAACUGAAAUGCAGUGCUGCCGAAGCAGAGAUAAUGAAUCUCCAGGAACGUGUUGGAACUUUUUCCACUAUUCCGGCGUUAGGGGGCAUCUCAUUACCCCCCGGGGUAAUCGUCAUGACAGCCCUUCACUCCCCCGCAGCCGUUACAGACAGUGCGUUUCAGUGCCCCCAGAAUAAUUCCUCCGCAUCCAGCGGGAACCCGACGAAAAAGAAAAGGAAAAGGUGUGGAGUCUGCACGCCCUGCAGGAGGCUGAUCAACUGUGGAGUGUGCAGCAGUUGUCGGAACCGUAAGACGGGUCACCAGAUCUGCAAGUUUCGGAAGUGCGAGGAGCUCAAAAAGAAGCCUGGCUCAUUGCUAGAGAGAACGGCAGUAAACACCGGGGAAGCGUUUCGAUGGUUCUUUUAGGAGUCUGAAACAAGGACAUCGUAUAUCACAGACUGAGCACAAAAACAUCUCGCAGGGACCCAAAAACCCAGACUGAGGAGGAGAGACGGCGGGACAAAAACA